AUUUUCUUAGAGAUGACUGAUAAGAGCGAGGACAGCAAAAGAGCUGGGUACGAUAAUAAAUUAGCGGAUAAAAAUUUAGUCCAGGUAAGAAUCUCUUUGGCAAAUUUGGCAAUAUCUUUAGGAACGAAGGAAGAACAAAAAUAGCGAAAAUGUGGUCAGCCUGGAUAACCUUGCGAAAAGAGUUUCAAAUGUGCUAAAAUAAACUACAGAAUUCAAAGAAAUUGAAUUCUAUAAAGAAGCAGAGGGAUAACCUCAUGGAUAAACUUGACAAACUUUUGGCGUCUCUUCAGACACAUGAUUCUUAUAGUUUUGAGUCCAUUCCGCGCUUUCAAGGGAUUCUGAUAGAACUAAACAAUGAAUUACCUUAUAUUGAGAGACAUAUUGAGAGAAUGGACAGGGCUAAUGUCAUUAAGCGGGCUUUUAUCAAGAAAAAUGUUACAAAGAAAUUCAAAGAAAUAUCUGAACGGAUUUCUGGAGUCACCAGGACAAUUAAUAUUUUCGAGGUGAAUGAGCAAACAGACUUUGGCAUUGUUGAAAAGGAUAUUAAAGACGUCCAACUUCAGAUGGACAAGCUUGCUGAUAAUAUCAAGGAGAAUAAUGAGAAGAGGGAUUUGGACAAGGUUAUAAGACAACCAACCCGCCCUCGUAAUAAAAAGUCAACUCUGGGCAUUGAGGAGAAGAAAAGUGUUGACUCCACGAAAGGGCUUGGGUCUGCCAUUCCUAAAAAUACUAAAGCUGAACAGCUCCUUCUAGACGGUCACUGCUAUUUUUAUGGAGAAGGGACUAAGAAAAAUUUUGAAAAAGCAGUAGAUCUUUAUGAAGAGAGUGCUAAAUUAGGUGAUCUCAAUGCAUGUAUGGCACUUGGGGACUUUUACGAAAGUGAUCUUCAACACAGGGCUGAUUAUGAGAUGGCAGCUUAUUAUUACAAAAUAGCCGCUGAUUUGAAUCAGCCAUAUGCUUUAUAUAAGACAGGCUAUUUUAUUGAGAAAGGAUUCCAUAAUUACAACACAGAUGAUGAGGCAAGAAUUGCUAUGUUUAGGUCUUACAAGGCAGCAAUGGAGCUUGGGAAUACUGAGGCUACACUAAGAUAUGCUCAGAUCUAUGAAAAAGGAGAGCAUAGCGUCAAAGUUGACAAAGACAGAGCCCUCAAGAUCUAUGAGGAGGUAUCUUUUGAUGACCAGGCUCUCAACAGUAUUGGAGCUAUCCUUUAUGAAAGAGGUCAGUAUAAAAGAUCAGCUGAAUAUUUCAGAAAAGCAUCUGAGAAAGGGAAUAUUGAGAGUAUCAGCAAUCUAGGAAUAUGCUAUGAGCUUGGAAGAGGUGCUCAUAAAGACGUGAAUAGAGCAUAUGAGCUAUAUGAAGAUGCUGCUAAAAGAGAAAAUCCACAGGCAAUGUCUAAUCUGGGAUAUCUUCUUUACAAGAAAGGAAAAGUGAGCAAAGCACAGAAGGUGUUCCUUGAAGCUGCCAUGUGGUUUAGGAUGUCAAUUACAGAAGAUUAUUCUAUCAGAGAUUCACAUUUUUACUUAGGGAGCAUGCACCAUAAUGGAGAAGGUGUUGAUAAAUGAUACAAAUCAGCAUUUAAGUAUUAUAAAGCAGCUGCAGAUUUAGGUCAUGAUAUUGCUUGAGAGAAGCUUGGAAAUCUCUGAUAUUCUGGGUACGGAUGAAUCAGACCAGACAAAACUAAAUCUUUCCAGUGGUACACACUUGGUGCAGAUAGAGGAAACACUCAAUGUUUAAACAAUAUGGGACUGAUGGUAGAAUCAGGAUUUGAUGCCUUCAUUCCUGAUCCUGUGAAAGCAGAAGAAUGCUAUCAAAAAGCCCAUGAAAAUCACAACACAGAUGCUACAUUUAAUCUAGGAUUGUUAUAUCUGAAUUCGCAUAUCUUCGAUACUUCUGAAGAGGAGGCAACCCAAUUGAUCUAUAAUGCAGCAAUGGGAGGAAAUACCAAGGCUCAGAAUCAUCUUAUCAAUAUUGGUUAUGUAAAUAAUAAAAUUGAGUUCAUCUCCAAAGUACCUGAUGAAGAGAUUUAUGAUUCUGAAGAUGAAUACGAGGAAGAAGAAAGUGAAGAAGAAGAUAUUGUCAAGCAGAUCGAUUUUACAAAAUCCAACAUAGAUGUAGACCCUGUUGCAGAGAACAAGGCUAAAAGAAUCAGGAAGUCAAUGCCAAAUAUUCCUUAUGCAGAGAAGGACCAAGCAGAAAUGAUAAAGAACCUACCUGGACAGAUUAAGAAGAACAAGGAUAUGAAGAGACUAAAGCAGAAGGAGAUAUUGAAAGCAAUAGAUGAUGUGGAGAAAGAGAACUCAAUCUUAUCUAAGAAUUUGAAACAAGAUAUCCUCAGGAAUAAAGAUGAAGAGGAAGAAGAGCCUCAGCCAAAAGUCAAAAACUCAGAGGCUAUUAAUAAAACUAUCUCUAAAAAUAAGCCCAAAGUGCAAGACCAGAAGAAGAAAGACAAGGUUGUGAAGCAAAAGAAGCGGAAGGUGGUAGCUGUCUAACCAUCGGUCUUCA
Messenger RNA from Moneuplotes crassus, 2502 nucleotides. The record is from the annotation of a GenBank genome assembly. Lineage: Eukaryota; Ciliophora; Spirotrichea; Euplotida; Euplotidae.